Messenger RNA from Xylaria bambusicola, 1982 nucleotides. RefSeq lists its product as uncharacterized. The transcript has 4 exons. The record is from RefSeq and is a predicted model, not a curated record. The coding region runs from base 429 to 1721 and encodes 430 amino acids. NCBI's taxonomy places the organism in Eukaryota, Fungi, Ascomycota, Sordariomycetes, Xylariales, Xylariaceae.
GCGCUACGGUAUGGUGGAUACAGCGAACUUAAUCAUGAGCAAGCUAGACUUGUGCUCGCUUGUCUACUGCUACCGUAUUGCGAUUUGGUAUCACAGCCUAUUGCGGUCAGGAAUUUGGACUCCGGAGUAGUCGUGAAUAAACAAUUGAUAAGUCUUUGUUAGCCGUUCGGCGUACGAGACUAGCUUUGAUAUCAACAUCUAGAGCUACCGGUAUUUGGUCUGCUACAUGUAGUUCCUUCGGAAUAUUUAUUUAUUAACCGUGUUGAUGCCCGCGAGUUGGCUAUCCAUAUACCUAUCGUGUUUUCCGUCUCGAGUAUUGGUUUCACUGGUUUCUGUAGCCGAAAUUUCUACUGCGUAGUAUCUCCCUAGGACGGUGCCAAUAUCAUACGAUCAUAUAAUAAACCUACUACUAUACAGAUUUUACAUUCAUGGGCCGUCUAACCAUUAUUGCGUCGCUCGCCGGCGCCAUCUGGGCCUCUGCCGCUGUUGCUGAAGAAAUCUGCACAACAGAGCAGGCACCUAAUCUGCUGGUGAACCCUUCAUGGGAAGACGGUCUCAGUGGUUGGCUGUAUAAUUUCCCCGGUGGUACCAGUUCACUCAGUUCCGCUGUUGCUAGCGAUGGGCAGACUUCUCUGCUUCUCCCAUCCUCUGCGUCCUACAGUUUGAUGCAACAGACUGUGAACAACCUUGUGGUUGGCGAGACAUACACCGCCUCGAUUGACUUUCAGGGUAUCGUGAACUCAAAUUAUGCAAUCACGGAACAAUGCAUUAUUUACUUCUAUCACGAUGCCCUCACCACCACCAACCUCUUUCAAUCUAAGGUGCAACCGUUCAACCGCGCCAUCGGCUUUUCGUGGCAGACAUUUAGCGGUACCUACACAGCAACAAGCAAUACUAUGUCAUUGGGCUUCUAUGCUUCUUGUACGCCGUACAGGUCGCCAGUGAUCUUCAAUGCGUAUCUCGAUAAUGCAUCUCUUCGGGGGCCCCCAACUACUGUCUGUGUAACGCCCACUCCUAGCGAAACGCCAACACCAACGCCGACGCCAACUCCAAUUGAUACUCCAAGUGAUACACCAUCACCAGAACCCACGCCUUCAUCAACCCCAGCAUCAUCGUCUAUCCCGGCCUCGCCAUCAUCAACUCCAGCUUCCUCAUCUAUCCCAGCUUCGCCAUCGUCGACUCCGGCAUCAUCGUCUAUCCCAGCUUCCUCGUCUCUUCCUGUGCCACCCAUCGUCAACUCCAGCUUCCUCGUCGCUACCAGUACCACCGUCGUCGACUCCGGCAUCAUCACAACCGGCGCCACCAUCUUCAACCCCCGCUUCAUCUCUUCCAGCACCGCCGUCAUCCACGCCGGCUUCUUCCCUCCCAAUACCAUCAUCCACUCCAGCUUCAUCAUUCCCAACCCCAUCAUCGUCAGCUCCAGCUUCAUCUCUUCCAACACCACCAUCAUCUACGCCAGCUUCAUCUCUACCGGUACCGCCGUUUUCGACUCCAGCUUCCUCAUACCCAGCACUACCAUCUUCGACUCCAGCUUCGUCAUUGCCGGCUCCGUCAUCGUCAAUUCCAGCUUCGUCUCUCCCGGUACCUCCGUUUUCGACUCCAGCUUCGUCUUUUCCAGCAUCGCCCUCAUCCACCCCGGCUUCAUCUCUCCCGGCAUCAUCAUCUCUACCGUUGCCUCCGUCAUCAAUACCUUCGAUUUCGCUUCCGGUGCCUCCGUCUAACACUCCUUCCGUUCCCCCGGUUUCCAGCCACCCAGCUUCAUCAGCCCUUCCUUCUUCGUCUCAUAUUGUCUUGCCUUCCAGCUAUCCUGCUUCAAGCCAGCCCUCAAGCGCCCCAGCUGCUUCACCUUCAGGCUUGCCCACGCCUAGCACGUCUGCAUCUGCGUCUAUCUCUGUUCCUCCCACUUCCAGCUACCCGGUGUCUUCUUCAUACCCCCAUUCCAGCUACCAGGCAUCCUCGGUAAUUCCCAGUUUAUCUUAUAG